CGCGACGAUGUAGUUGCAGACGUCAAGCACAGAAUUGCCAGCUAUUUAACGUUAACAAGGUACAGUGAUGUAUACUUAAAUUGUCUCCAUUUUAUAACGAUAUUUGCUGAAUCACAUUCACCAGAUGUUUUGAAGGCCAACAUUUAAUAUUUAUAAGGAUAUCGUUAUUCAGUCGCAAAUCAGUCGUACUUGACGCGUCGUUCAGAACAUAAAGAACGAAAAGAAAAAUUGGUUGUCUCUUCACGGUGAAACCAACGAACUUCAAGAGAACUGAAGAUUAGUGUCGAUUAAUUUAAAGAAAUCUUCUUUACGUUAAAGUAUCGAGUACAGAUCUCUCCAGUGAAAUGAACUACUUUCUAAUUUCUCUCGCUGUCGGCCUGGCAUUAUUCUCGUAUCUCUCGAGAUAUUAUUGCUUUAACACGACCUACACUAUUCCACAAGUAACGGAAACAUGGUGGACGCACGGUACCGAAAAGUCCGCCGAUAACAAGGUCAAGCCAUAUCGCGUCAGCUUCUCUCAAGAGAUGGUGGACGAUUUAAGAUAUCGGCUGAAGCAUACUAGAAAUCUAACACCGCCGUUGAAAGACACCGCUUGGACUUACGGCACAAACACAGACGUUUUGCAGAAACUUUUGAACUAUUGGGCGAACGAUUAUGACUUUCGGAAACGCGAGGAUUACAUCAAUCAAUACUCACAAUUUCAAACCAACAUCCAAGGGCUGGACAUUCACUUUUUGCACGUAAAACCGAAGAAUCCGGAGGGGAAACGUGUCUUGCCGCUUUUGAUUUUACACGGAUGGCCCGGUUCUGUGAUGGAAUUUUACAAGAUCAUCCCUUUGUUGACUACCGCAAGGCCAGAGCAUGACUUCGUCUUCGAGGUCAUAGCACCUUCCUUGCCCGGAUUCGGUUUCUCCAGCGGCGCCACGAUACCUGGCCUAUCGGCCUCCAACAUGGCCGUAGUUUUGAAAAAUCUCAUGUUGAGACUCGGAUUCGACAAGUUUUACGUCCAAGGUGGCGACUGGGGCGCCUGUAUCACCACUGAUAUGUCGAUUCUGUUCCCGCAACAUGUGCUGGGUAUGCAUUCUAAUUUGUGCUCGGUGAUAAACAUUUGGUCUUUGCUGAAAGAACUAUUUUACUACUAUCUUCCUUCGAGCCUGUCACCUUCCGGAGAUUUCUAUCAAGGAAUAUCAUUGAAUCAACAACUGAUCGCUUUCCUGCAAGAAACCGGAUAUUUUCAUAUCCAAGCUACGAAAGUUGACACGAUCGGAGUUGGUCUAUGUGAUUCACCAGCUGGUUUGGCGUCGUAUAUUAUCGAGAAAUUUUCGACCGGUACUAAUUACUCGUACAAAUUUAGAGAGGAUGGCGGACUUCUGGAGAAAUUCACGUACGAUGAGCUAAUCGAUAAUCUAAUGAUGUAUUGGGCGCCGAACAGCAUGACUACGGCCAUGAGAAUAUACGCGGCACUUUUUAGCAAGCAGAACUUGAACAUGCUUAGCUUGAGAACGCUGCCAGUAACCGUUCCCAGCGCUUGCGUGCAGUUUCCUCAUGAGAUUAAACUAUAUCCUGAGAAUAUACUGAGAGACAAGUACGUGAACUUAGUACGCGUUACCAAAAUGCCACGAGGUGGACAUUUUGCAGCGAUGGAGGAGCCUAAAUUACUGGCGGAUGAUAUCUGGGCCUUCGUUGGACAGAUGAAAGUGUUGAAGAAAAAUAAUAAGGAGAACAGCAAGGACAAGAAGAAUGAUUUACCAAACGUACGCACAGAUAUCCGCGCUCUCUUGUCGCGCUUCUCCAGUCGCACGCUCUACGUUAGACGAGACAGACGCGCCAUGUGGAAGACUACGACGGUGAUCUUGGUUCUCGCCAUCGGAAUAACUCAAUUAUUUUUGUCCAACACGGUCGUAGAUGUGCCGGAUUUGCCGGAAACGUUUUGGGGUCCGGAAAAGAAUAAAGGAGCGUCGAAGGAAAUACGACCAUUCGUCAUUAACGUGCCCAAAUCGGUGAUCGACGAUUUAAAUCAACGGCUCGAGAAUGCGAGGGAAUUUGUGGAACCGUUAGAGGAUGCUGCGUGGACUUAUGGUGUCAGUUCAACAUAUCUGAAAGAUGUCGUUCAAUAUUGGCGCACCAAAUAUAACUGGACCGAACGGCAAGCGCUACUAAACAAGUACCCUCAAUAUGUGACCAAUAUACAAGGUCUGAACAUACAUUUUUACCAUGUAAAGCCACAGUUACCGAAGGAUCGAAAAUUGAAAGUUCUUCCGCUAUUACUUCUUCACGGUUGGCCGGGAUCCGUGGUGGAAUUCCAAAAAAUGAUUCCCAUGUUAACGACGCCUCGUCCCGACAAGGACUUUGUGUUCGAGGUGAUUGCACCUUCGCUUCCAGGAUACGCGUUUUCGCAAGCAGCCGUACGAAACGGUUUGGGUCCAUCGCAGAUGUCUGUGAUAUUCAAAAAUCUUAUGUUGCGUCUCGGCUUCAAUAAAUUCUACGCGCAAGGAGGAGACUGGGGCUCUUUUAUCGUAUCACAUUUAAGUGGUCUCUACCCGGACAACAUUCUCGGUGGCCAUAUGAACAUGUGUGCUAAUUCUGGCACAUCUAGCAUGGUAUGGAGAUUGAUUGGCACUGUUCUCCCAUGGCUCGUAGUCAAUAACGAAUAUCAUUCCAAGAUGUACCCUUUAAGCUCCCACGUGAGUCGAUUACUCGAGGAGUCGGGAUAUAUGCACAUACAAGCUAGCAAACCAGAUACUCUAGGAAUCGCGGUGGCAGCCUCGCCGACAGGAUUGGCGGCAUACCUAUUGGAAAAGUUCAGCACGUGGACGAAUCCAGAGUACAGAUUCCGUCCUGAUGGCGGCCUGCUCGAGAAGUACACUAUGGACGAGCUUUUAGACAACGUCAUGUUGUAUUGGGUCACCAAUUCUUUAACUACGAGCGUUCGAAUUUAUGCUGAGCAAUUUAAUAAAGCUCACAUGAGCAGCAAAAUCGACGAAAUACCAGUCAAUGUGCCGACAGCGUGCGCGGUAUUCCCUUACGAACUUCUCUACACACCAGAGAGCCUCCUUCGAGACAAAUACACUAAUCUGAUACAAUUUAACCAUUUACCACGCGGCGGUCAUUUCGCUGCAUUCGAGGAGCCGGCUCUCUUAGCGAACGAUGUGUACGAAUUCGUGUCGAAGACAGAAGAUAUUGCGAAGAAGGCCGGUAAAGAUAAAUCGAACGCGGAGAAGAAGAUAAAGGAGCCAACGAAAAUUUAAGGACAUUCCUUCGGUUGCAUUACUGUUAAAUGAGGAAUCGGCCGGAUCAGCUGUGAAAAAUCCUCGUUAAGCGGCGAUUAUCAGGGACGAGGAGGUUUUACGUUUUUCAGUUUUGUACACGCGUGAGAAGGUUUUUGUGAAUAAAAUAGUUUACAUAAAUCUCGAA
Messenger RNA from Dinoponera quadriceps, 3414 nucleotides. RefSeq lists its product as uncharacterized. Gene Ontology annotation, biological process: epoxide metabolic process. Gene Ontology annotation, molecular function: epoxide hydrolase activity. The record is from RefSeq and is a predicted model, not a curated record. The coding region runs from base 345 to 3248 and encodes 967 amino acids. The transcript has 14 exons. Lineage: Eukaryota; Metazoa; Arthropoda; Insecta; Hymenoptera; Formicidae.